CAGCUGAGCCCAGAGGGUGCCUGCUUGUGUUGUGUGUUUGUGUGUGUUUGCUCGUGUGUGUGGGGACGCCUGCAUGUGGUGGAGGAGAUGUUCUGGAGUCAUAAGAUCAUCUGGUUCCGAGUGGUUUUAAUCUGCGAACCAUUAAGGGAUCAUGGAGAACUUUUUUUCGGGUAACAAGAGAACUAACUGAGGCCAAGACUUCCGCUCCUUGACCGAGUGACUUAAAGGAUGUUAUAAAAACAAGAUAGUGCGGGAAGCGAAAGAUUGGCACCCUGUGGAGCUGAGAUUUAUUAAUUACAGCUAUCAUUAUUAGUCUGGGUUUUUAAACCCACGUUGGGUAUAUGACUGUCAUUCACGGAAGCAUUUUUGUCAAUUGUUCACUGACUUUGGGGGACCCCAUGGUUCUUUGGCGAGCUUCCUUGGAAAGUUCAGGAGAAGGCAUGGAGCAAACUUGACUUCACUGUGGAAAAAAGAGAGGACACGUUUCUGACUUUUACACUGCCAACAACAACAACAAAUAGCUACUAUGUAUUUUCCAGCAAUGUGGACAGGGGCCAAGUGAAGGUGAACUGGUCAUGGUUUGUCGCCAGAUUUUCCUCUGUCGUCGGCGUUUCUGCCCAAGACCCUUCUUUCUGGGCUUAGUGGUAGCAAUCUGCCUCUUCUACCAGACUCUGACACUCAUAGGGACGAGGAAACUUUUAUCAGCUGUUACUGGGGCUUCCCCAUACAAAGUGGCUGAAAGUUAUCAAAGCCAAUCGAAGGAAACUGCCACAAGGGAUACAUACUGCUUCCUGUCAUCAGAUGAUGCACAGGCAACCCAAAAGAUUAAAGAGUCUAUUGUGAAGCAUUUUGGAAGCCACGGGAGAAGGGCAGUGCUCUAUGUGCCUUCUUCCUACAGCCAAAUGGAACUUCAGCUUUAUCAGCACAUACUCACACAUCAUGGCUAUACCAUAAUUACCUCAGAAGAAAGCCUCAGGGCUGGCCUUGGGCUGGGGCAGCUGGACCAAGGUGAAUCAGGCUCUUGGGAUCUUCUCAUCUGCCUGCCUUCUAGGAAAGCUGAUGGAAAGCCCUGCAUCAUGAAAGAAGACCUUUUCCAGUUGAACUCACAUCAAAGGGUAAAUAUACUCCCAGAAAUACAGCAUCAGCUUUGCAGCAAGGAAGGAUUAUGCCAAAUCAUUAGAAGAUUUCCAGAGUUGAAUCUUCCUGUUGUCCCUUCUGUAUGUCUGAAUGAGCACACACAGGUAAAACUGAGCACUUCAAACCAUCCUUCAAUGACAGAGAAGUCUCAUGGGAAACACCCUGUACCUCUAAGGCCCUUAUGGAACUGGCCUCGUCAGCUGAAUCAAACACCAGCCCCUGUGAUGACACAUAAGCAGCCUUUUAAAGCCAAAGAUUUGUCUGUGAUCAUUAAAGCAUAUGUAUUGGUGACAUCUUUAACACCUCUGCGGGCCUUCAUUCAUUCAACUGGUACCAUUUGGAAUCCACCCAAGAAAAAACGUUUCACUGUCAAGCUGCAAACGUUUUUUGAGACAUUCCUCCGGGUCAGUUCUCCUCUUCAGGCCUUUGAUAACAUGAAGGAAGCUAUAAGUAAACUUCUGCUGGCAGCCGAAGCAUUCAGGGAAACGUCUACUCUGGGACCAAAGACCAUCAAAAGGUGCAGAUUAUGUUUUCAACUUUUAACAUUUGAUAUUGAUUAUAGCAGCUCUUUGAACCCAUUAGUUCUUCAGGUGCAUGAGCAUUUUAAUUUUCAAGUUGAUGAUAAUCUUCAUUUGGAGGACCAAAAUACAAAAGAAUUCCUUUUAAAAGACACUUUCAAUUUUCUCUUUGCCAAUGAGUCUUCACUUUCCAUUUUUUCUGAAGCACUUCAAAGAAUUUACAGAUCAGAUAUAAUUAAGGGUGAAGGAUAUCAAAAUGAACUUGAUCCAUGCCUCUCUUUAGAGGAUAUGAAUUCAAUUAUGACAUUCAUAAAGGAACUCAAGAGUCUGGGACAGUUUCAACUGCUUUUCCCAUCAACUGCUCCUGGGAUUCAAGCUUUUAUGCGUGAAUUUUAUUACGUGGCAGAUCCUAUGGGAAAACAUGGUUCAGUUCUGACCCAGCACUGGUCCCUCUUAAAUUUAUUCAAAGAACUACAGCUCACAAAUAAAAAGACUCAGCUCUAUUCUUUAGAAUGGAAACACAAGAAUAGUUUGAGAGAUUCACCUCUGAAACAAGCAAAUCACAGGAAUCUGUUUCCAGAUAACAUUAAGCCAAGAGUUCCCUUGGAUGCAGGUGAAAAUAUCAUAGUGCCACAUUUAACGAAUAAGACCAAAGAGAUACAUUGCAGUAAUGAUAAAGACACAAUAUCUUAUAUCAAGCAGAUCUUUACAAAUCCACAUUUGGACCUGAAUCCAGAAUUUAACCCAAAGAUCAGAUACUACCACUCUGAAGUCCCAUUUGAUGUUAUAACAGUAACAAUUGGAGCAGAGACUUCUAAUUGCCAGUGCAAAGUACAUCUGGAUGAAAAGGCAGGGCCAAGUUUUGCAAAUUAUCCUCUAGGGUUAGGAAUGAACAAAAUCCUAAUUCUUGUGGUAGAUGAAUCUCAAGCAAAUGGCGAAGUCCUCAGCACUUACAGACUCACGGUUUACCGAGAAGACCGCCCAAGUCUACCCUUAUUCAGUGACUACAUGGCAUGCGGUUUUGUGCAGGAUUGUGGUUUGAAGAUUCACGCAGAAGAAACCUGUGGAUUACAGCCUCUGUCAUCUGACUACAUUGCAACCAUUUCCCAGCCUGAACUAAAGAUUUGUAAGUCUGGGGAUGCCAAAGGACAGUGGAUUGUACCAUGCCUUAGCUGUUCAGACAAUAGAACCUGUGAUUGGAGAGAAAUAACAUGGCAGCCUCAUAACUGCCAGUAUAGUGUCCUAUCAAAGACUCAACUACAGCACUGUCUGGGAAGAAGAAAGGUCCUUUUCAUUGGAGAUUCAACCAACAGAGGAAUAAUGUAUUAUCUGAUUGAAAGAGUCAACGAAACCCUGCAGGAAUGGCAGAAAGUGCACAGCAUUAAAUCAUACUACAAUGUCAACAAUGGCAGAACAUUCAUCAGUUACUCCUAUUAUCCCCAAUUCUGGAUCAGUGUUUCACAAAGGCCAACAUUUGAAAAAGCUCUUGAACAACUUUUGCAGAGAUCAUAUCCCCUUGAGAACACAGACCAGACUAUAUUAGUUGUUGGUGGUGUUCAAUGGCUUAAUUCCAAUCACCUACAAAUUAUUCACAAGGUUUUGAAGAGGGAAAACUUAUUAAAUAUUCUGGUGGUUAUCAAAACUCUGGGAAUGGGGUUUCAUCUGCCUGUUGAUGGAGUGCAUUCUUUAACCCAGAAUGAAGUACAAGAUUUAUGGAAAGAAAAUUGUAUAAUAUUAGAUUCUGCAAAAAGAUAUGGCUAUGAAGUGGUUGAUACUUUUAGCAUAACCAUGGGACGCUACAAGGAAUUUCUGCAAGGAAAGUGUGGAUGUCAUUUCCAUGAGGUAGUUAAAUCUAACACUUCCCAGGAAUAUCAUCUUAUUAAAAUGAAACCAUCAAAACAGCAUGUUGUGGGAAAAUAUUUUAGCAAUUUGAACAAACAGAAGAGACUGCAAAGUUAUGCAACUAAUGUACAAUCACCUUAUCAUGUCAGGGGCCCCGUCAAUCAAGUCUGUUCUGAAAUUCUUCUCAGCAUGAUAUGUACGCAUGAAAGGACUGUGUAGCCUUCCUUCUGGAGAAGCAGCCUUGCAUUUGGAAACUUCCCAUUUAUCUGGUCUGGGAACCAUGUCAAAUGCAUUACAUAUGUCUAUGGACCUCGCAUGUAUGCUUGCAUAGAGAGAGAGAGAGAGAGAGAGAAAGUAGGGACAUUCUUCCUGAGGAUUUAUAAUGUCAAGAUGUGCCCCCUGCGCAUUGUAGUUUCUAAAUGAUAAAGAUACAAAAAAAAUUUUGAUUUUUUAAAAAGGAAAAGAAAGGAAAACUUUACUUGAAAUAUAGCCAAAUGCUUAAGUAAGCUAAAGGCGGGGUAUUAGAUUUUAUGAGAAUAAAGGUAAAUAAUAGGCACUUGAAAUAUGUGAAGAGACCCUAAAGCUCUUGAGCUUCAUUUUUUCUUACCUAUAGGUACAUUCAUAUUGAUGGGGGUGAAGGGGGAAGCAAUUACAUUCCACUUGCAACUAGGUACAGUACUUGUGUUUUUGGGUGGAAGAAAAUACAGUAUUUAGGAUGACACUGGUUUUUAUAAAAACUAAUCCUUCUGAAAGGCAUUUCCCUCCAUUUGCUUGAUUGUUUAUUUUACAAUUUUAGGGAUGGAAGUAGGAUAGGAAGGGGGUUUAGGAGGAGAACCGGUACAGGAGAUUCCAAAGGGUCUAGAUGGGAGAAAUAUUGGAGUAAAACUCUUUAAAGCUAACACUUCAAUUGACCCAAGUUUUCUUUACAUAGUCUUUACCCUUAUAUUUUUAAACAUAUCCCCCUUCUGUCCAGUAUGCUGAGCUUAAAUAGGAUGCUUGUAGUAUAAUUUGUUAAUGAACAUGUCAAGUUAAAGAGAGGAACCAAAUUUUUUUCCAACUGUAUUAUUAGAUAAUAUUUGUAAAGUGCUUUGCAAACCUUAAAGAGCUAUAUAAAUGCUAGCUAUUAUACUAUUUCAUGUGGUCUCAUUUGCUUAAGGGAGGAAGGGUUAGGACCUGUGAUUUUAUCUAUGUGGGGAAUCCCUGGUGUGGAAAAUCCUUUCAUUGAUGAGUAACUCAUCUGUAACAGAUAAAUUUUAGAUAGUUUCAAUUAGUUGCCUGGGGCACUGAUUUGCCCAGGUCACAUCCUAGUGUAUGUGAAAAGUAGGUCUUGAACCCAGCUCUUCCAGACUGGGUUAAUGGGCGUUAAUCCACAAUCCAGCCUCUCCAGUUCCUAUUAACUUAUGUAAAUGAAAUAGGAUUGUGAAAAGAUUUGUUUUUCAUUAAACUUAAUAUAUACUUUAAGUUAAAAUCUUAACAUCAUAUAUCUGUCAAAGGAUUAUGUUUCCUUAAAUUCCUAGAUACCAUUCCCAGGGGGUUAAAAAAAAAAGCAUCCAUGGACUUACUAGAUCAUCACUAGUUUGAUUAUAACUUAUUCUGAUUUUCAAGAGUCGUUUGAGUUUUGGGGAAACACAUGCAUUGGAAGAGAAUUUCAGGUAGCAUUAAAUAUUAGUUGGUUUCAUUUUCUUAAAAUAGUGGAAUAAAAAUUAUAUUAUUCUUGAAAAAAAAUUCUUCUUAAGAUAGGAACUAUGUGCCAAUCUAACAUUCUUAUUUUCCUGUUCUGUAUUUUAAAAUCCAAAUGCUGAACUUUUUUUUGCUUUACACAAGUACUGGUGUUGUGAACUAUUAUUUCACAGUUAUAAUGUGUUUUAAAAGUAUUGUUUUUCUUCAAAAAAAAAAAGCUAAAUUAAUUCAGUUCAUAACUGAAACUGCCAAAAGUGCAAUACCUCAACUUCACCAUCAUAUAGAAAAUAGGACUACCUGAUAUGAUUCACUAUAUGAAUAGACAUAGAUUCACUGGUAUGAAUUUCUUCAUCCUUUAAGACCUCUAUAUUUUUAUAUUAUAUAUAUUUUUAUAUGAAGUUAUUCAAGAAAUGUAUACAUCAAUCUAUUCAAUAAGCUGUUUUGAGUUAUAUUUCAACAUAAAAAUAGCAAUAUAUACAAGCAAUGCAUGUCUGCAUAACAAAUGGAUUAUAGUCAGUUAUUUUUUAAAAUAUGGUACAGAAGUUAAUUUUGCAAAGAUCUGAUCUUUAUAGCACAUGCAAAUGUAUGAGACACUUAAAAUGGAACGCCAUUUUUUUUUCAGGUUUUCAGUUAUUUUAGAGUACAAAAUGCUUUAUAUUUGUGCCGAUGAAUUUCUUCUCUCUCUGCCUUAAAAAAGUAAAGAUUGAUAUUUCCAUCUUUGCUAUUUGUCAGUAUUAUGUUCAGUGAUAGUAUAAUGUAGUUUGGUGUAGUACAAUAGAUGAAUCAUACUUUACUUACUUUGUCUUAAUGUUAUUCUUUUAAGAUUAGUCUAAGUAAAAGUUGAACAGUAUUAAUAUGAAGCAAUCACUUUUAUGACUGUAUUUAGUAUGAUUUUUAUUGGAAGUACAUGAUUUUAGAAAGAAUGGUAAUCAUGAUGUUUAAAUAAUUACAACUUGAAGUCUUAAUAGUGUUGCCAUCUUUCAUCCAUGGUCAUUUCUGCUUUACAUUGACCCAGACCAGCUUCUGAACAGAAAGCAGGGUUAGCCUAUUCCACGAUCAAAUACUGGGAUUUCAAGUAAACAUUUUGAUUAGUCAUUUUACAUUAAAUAAAUUAUCUCCCCACUGAAAUAUGUGCAUUUUUAUUUUCUGGACAUCAUUUUAGUAGGGAAAAAAUUGCUAUGUGCAUGUUUAUAUGUGAAUGAAAUAAAUAAUUUGCAUUUUCAGCUAGUGUUUGCUUUAGCCUUGGAAUAAGGUUCUCCAUUUGCCUUAAUCUUUGGAAUAAUUUUCAGUAAAAAUGAUCAUAAUGUUGUCAUUUAAUUGACAGGUACAGGUUAAGUACAUCCUUUGUGAUGCUACCCAAAGAAGAAAGACAGAAUAGGUAGUGAAAGUAUUAAAGUCUAAGAAUAUCUCAGUGGAAAUUUUAAGACAAAGCUGUGAGCCUUUCCUUCCCCAUCCCCAAAGUUCAGUGAGCUGUUUGGCAGCCAUCCAAUCUGGUCAACAAGCCCCAGAAGGACCAUGUGAGAAAUAUGGUAUCAUUGCCCAUUAGACUCCUAUGUGGUGCAUUUAACCUAAGUGUAAUUUACAAAUUUCUGUAGCAGUCUCCACUGCAGGAUGGUAAUUCCUACCCUCCUUCUCAUCUCCAGCCCCUCCACCCCCUACCACUUCCCUUUUCGAAGGUGCUGGCAAAAGUUGCUGAUUUUUGAGACUGUGUAAGUCAGGCUGUGGAGCUUUCCAGAGAAGAUAAGACUGCUGGUUAAUUUCUAGUGUUUCUUCUGAAUAGUUUUUCUACUAUUUCUUGUUGUAUUUCAUUUUAGAUAACCAAGAAGAAAUUCAAAAUGAUGCCUAAAAUAUUUUUACAUAAUCAGAUUGAUUUCUUCAGUUUUAAUUUUUACUUCAAAACAAUUUUUAAUAGACCUAAUUCAAUAACCCUUCAGUUUUAAGAUUCCUCACCCUACCCUGGUCCCAAUUUUAAUAAGUUAAGGGAAAAGACAUCAAACCAUAGAUUUAAAGUUGGAAGGGACUUUAGAAAUCAUGUAAUUCUAUCAUUUUACAGAUGAGGAAAUUGAGGCCCAGAUAAACCAUGUGACUUGACUUCACACAGGUAGGAAGUACAUAGGACUAGGUUCUGUGAAAAUCUUUAUCCAAAGACUGCUCAAUCCAAACCCAGGUUGACACAAUAGCAUUUUUUUUUAACCCGAGUGAAUUCUUUUCUGGGUAAAACCCAGGAAGGAUUGAAAUGUCAUCAAAACUAAAGGCAGACCCUCUUAAAAUUAAAAUUAGAAAAUACAGUUAUGGUAAGUUCAGUAGAAAAGUUUCAGUGUGAAAGCAUUAAGAACUGUUCUCCAAAUCAUAGAUUUCAGCUAUGUAUACAAGAGACAUGAUCUUUUUUUGUUGUUUUAAUCAGAUGGAUAUCAGAAAAUGACCAGUUUGUAAAUGAACUUUUUUUCCAUUUUCAGUUAUUUUUUGUGACACCUUUAGAAUAAGAUGUCUUCAUUUUUGGAAUGCUGUUUCUGAAUUUCUUCCAAGUUUCUUUGUAAUCUAUAAACUAUUCAAUAUAAACCUAUUGGAGCUUUUUUUUUAAAGCAUUUGAAGUUCAAAAACUUUUUUUUAAUCAUUUGGAAGAAACUAAGGCAAUUUGAAAAGAAUACAUUUUAAAGAGGAGGAACCAGAAAGUAUUAGAAACCCCAUUGGACAUUAAAGACAAUGGGCUAUUAUCAGUGUUGCAGAAUUAGAUAUGUAUUUGGCACAGCUUCCAAGUUUCCAUACUCUCAAAGAACGUUUUAUCAUUUUUACUGCUACAGUGACUAUUACUGUCAACUUCCAUAUUUCUUUUAUGAUUCACUUGGUAUAGGGAGCUUAUAGAUUUCAUUCUUGUCUAACUGAUGGUGACCAUACAUUCAUCCUUGAUGUGGUGAUCCAUUUGUUUUCUUCAUAUUCACAAAAACAUAUUUUUCCCAUUUUUAUGGCUCUAUUAAAUGUCAAACUAACAUGUAUUACCAAUCUCAAUAUAUAAAUUAAAUGGUGCUCUUGCAAAUCUAUUAAGAACAUCUACAAGUAGCCCCACCAACAGUCUAUAUAUAAAUAAUUAUUUAAACUCAACAAGUCAGGGAGGGGGUGAGGAACAACAAACAUCUGCAUCACAUAAAAUAUUGUAAAGCUACCGACAUGUAAAUCAUAUGUGAGGAGUUAACAGUACUGAUUUUGAUUUAAGUUAAUUGAGAUUUUCUUCAUCUUUAAGUUCACACAUAUCUCAAGUCCAUGUAAAGCUUUGCAAGGCACAGUUUCUAUUUCAUCAUAUAGAAUCAUCCCAUUUGGCAAUCCUUUGUGGACAAUAUCUGGAUGUAUUGUUGUGUUGAUACCUAAACUGUGCUCCAAGGAAGUCUGGUUUUCCCCAUAACACACCUGUGGAUUCUUCAAGAAAAGUUUGACACUAGUGAAAUUUUUCAUUCUUAAAUAGUAAAUAUAAGAUUAUGAGUAAAACAAAAUACCUACUAUUGAUGCUGAAUUUUUUAGUAUAAAAAUAGACUUAAUUUAUUUUAUUUUGUUCCUAAAUUUUUCUAAGGUCCUUUGAUUUUAGGGUGGGUAUCCUCCAUGUUUAGAGUAGUAUUUUGGGGUCUCAUCAAGGUGAUUCAAGUCCAAAGAUAUUCCAUGGUCAAAAUAGUUUGUGAAACAUGACAUUCUUAAAUUUUAGAGGAGAUCAUGAGUAGAUGUUGAAUUUCACCAACCAAAGCUUUUUCUUGGGAAUCAUAUUCAGUAUCUAAUUUUUAUUCUAUGUAAAAAUGUUUAAUGUCUGUCUUUCUAUAAAAAAUAAAGACAUUUUUAUAACCUGCA
This is a messenger RNA of Vombatus ursinus (common wombat), 9008 nucleotides long. RefSeq names its product cadherin like and PC-esterase domain containing 1 (gene CPED1). The record is from RefSeq and is a predicted model, not a curated record. The coding region runs from base 576 to 3716 and encodes 1046 amino acids. The transcript has 24 exons. Lineage: Eukaryota; Metazoa; Chordata; Mammalia; Diprotodontia; Vombatidae.